This is a messenger RNA of Lactuca virosa, 606 nucleotides long. NCBI's taxonomy places the organism in Eukaryota, Viridiplantae, Streptophyta, Magnoliopsida, Asterales, Asteraceae. The record is from the annotation of a GenBank genome assembly.
AUGCUUCGUGGUGAACAGAAGAAUCUUUUCGAGCUAAUUAAAUCAAUCGCUUCUUCUCAAGGUUUAAAAGGGUUUUGGAAGGGAAACUUCGUUAACAUUCUUCGCACAGCUCCAUUUAAAGCCCUGAAUUUUUGUGCAUACGAUUCCUAUAGAAAGCAACUUCUCCGGUUAACCGGAAAUCAAGAAACAACAAAUUUUGAACAACUCUUCGCCGGUGCUGGCGCCGGCAUGACUGCUAGCAUUCUUUGCUUACCACUCGGCAUUAUUCGAACAAAGUUAGUGGCACCUAGAGGUGAAUCAUUGGGAGGUGUGAUAGGAGCUUUUCGCCAUAUCAUUCAAACAGAAGGAUUCUUUUCUCUUUAUAAAGGAUUGGUUCCUUCAACUUCUCUCGCGACCUCCGAUCCAGAAACCGUGUUCGACAUCAAAUACUUCUCUCGCGAUCAGCGCUGUAACCGCCCGCCCAUCCGCCGCACCAUGCUUAACAAAGAUGACAUCGUUAAAGCGAUGAAGGAGAAGUCGUUUGAUGUUGCUGAUUUCACUAUGGUUUAUUUGACAACUGCAGUUGAAGAAGACUACAAUGCCUGUGGCGGAGGUUAUUACAAGUAA